GCCCCCCAGCCACUACUUUGGAUGAUGUGGUAGAAUGCUCUGGUUUUGUUCUUGAAAAGAAUAUAGAAACAUUAUUGACUUUUGAUGAAAUGAAGGAUUCCCAUGCCACCACUCCAAACAGCAAUGAGCAUCCAUCAGUUAUAGUAUCAAAUUGUUCCACAGAACCUUCUCCUGCUGAUGAUGAUGGUGGUUCAGCUGAGAAUCCAUCAUCCUCUUCUGUCCAAAGUGCUUUCAAAAACUCCUCUACAGACUCAGCAACCACCUCUGGGAUCUCUAAUGGCCCUUCUACCCCCAACUCUGACACUGUCAGCUCCUCGCCUGCUUCCAGCCCACAGACCAGUGCCACCACCUCAGAUCCCUUCCCCUUACAUUCGUCAUCAAGCCCGUUUGACACUGAUUGUAGCCGAAAGUUAAUUUCCCAGAUCCAGCGUUCAGUGUCGCAGGAGUCACUGCUGGAUGAGCUGGAGUCAGAGCUGUUGGCUUGUCAGCUGUCUGAAGGUCAAAGUGGCGAGAUGAAGGGGAGCUCACCUGUCAAUGGACUCCCCACAGACAUGGUGGUCUUUGAGAAGUGUGUUCAAUACAAGUAUGCACAGCAGGAGAAAGCUAUUCAGAGGUUGCUUGAGGAGAACAAGAGACACCAGGAGCUGAUCUUGGGUAUCUGUUCAGAGAAAGACAACAUGAGGGAUGAACUGAAAAAGAGGGCAGAGACAGAAAAGCAACACAUGGCCACCAUUAAAAAGUUGGAGGGCAAGGUGGAGGAGCUGCUGAAAGAACUGAGGGAGUCGUGGGAUAAAUUACUUCACCAGGACCAGGCAUCAAAGGCUGCUCUCCAGCUGAUGCAGAAAGAGAUGGCCUACCGGUUAGAACAGGCGAACAAGAAAUGUGAUGAGGCACGCCAAGAGAAGGAGACCAUGGUGAUGAAAUAUGUGCGGGGAGAGAAAGAGGCCCUCGACCUGAGACGGGAUAAGGAGAGUAUAGAGAAGAGGCUGAGGGAAGCCACCAAGGAGGUCGACCGCCAGGCCCAUCGAGGAAACCAACUGGCUCAGGAGAAAGGUCGGCUGCAGCAGUUAUAUGAUGUCAAGGAAGGUGAGGUUAGCAGGUUGUCUCGAGAGGUAGAGAAGUUGAAGGAGGAGAUCAACUCGCAUCUUAUCAAGGUCAAAUGGGCCCAGAACAAACUAAAGAGUGAGGCGGAUGCACACAAGGAAACUAAAGACAAACUCAGAGAGACCACGUCCAAACUGGCCCAGGCCAAAGAAGAGACCGAACAGAUCCGCAAGAACUGUCAGGACAUGAUCCGAACAUACCAGGAAUCAGAGGAGCUCAGAUCCAACGAGCUGGAUGCUAAAUUGAAGGAGACCAAAGGAGAGCUGGAGAAACACAAGCAGGAACAAACAGACCAAUUAGAGGUACACCGAGUGAAGGCCAAAGAGCUGGAAGACCUGAAGAGGAGUUACAAAGAUGGCAUGGAUGAACUCAACACUCUACGCACCAAGUUAAAGUGUCUAGAGGAUGAGCGUCCUCGCUGGGAGGACGAGCUGACCAAGUACAGGGAGAUUAUCAACCGGCAGAAAGCUGAGAUCGGCCAACAGAGAGAAAAGCUGGAAGAGAUCACAGCACUCCAGGAGCAGCAUCAGCGCGACAAACAGGAGAUCGCAUCUCUUAGCGAGGAAGUGGACAGCCUAAGCAACCAGAUGGCUGACCUCCAGCGUGAUGUACAAGGCAGCAGGGAGCGUGAGGGUGAGCUCCUGGGCUUCACUGAGAAGCUGAGCAGCAAGAACGCCCAGCUCCAGUCAGAGAGCAACACACUACAGUCUCAGCUGGAUCAGCUCACCGGGAGUUUUUCAGAGCUCCACGCUAAGCUGGAGGAGACCAGCAGGCUUCUAGACGGCAAGUCACAGCAGCUGAAACAGGGAGAGGUGCUGAGGCAGCAGGAGGUGCAGGGCCUGCAGGAGGAGCGGACUGCACUGCAGACAGAGGUGGCCCAGCUGAAAACCAGAGCUGAAGAGCUGAGGGAUGAGCUGUUGACUCAGAAAAGGAAACAAGCCGCCAACAUUAAGGACCUGACAAAACAACUAACACAAGCCCGUAGGAAACUGGAGCAAGCUGAGAAUGGAGGCUGUGACCGUGAUGCUAGCAGUAUGGGCAGUCGCUCUAGUUCUUCAGGUACUUCUCCUAGAUUUGGCUCCCUGAAUGCACGCCACGUUGGGAGCAGUGGUGUUGAAGAGCAGUCACCUGAGAGCCAGACAGGCCCUCCACUGGUGGUCGUGGACAGUUUCCCAGAGGUCGACAAGGCUGUGCUAGUGGAGCGCAUUGUCCGUCUGCAAAAGGCCCUGGCUCGCAAGCAGGAAAAAAUUGAGUUCAUGGAGGAUCACAUCAAACAACUGGUGGAAGAGAUCCGCAAAAAGACCAAAUUUUAACUCGUGCAAACUUCACUCAGAGCUAUUUAUACUCUGAGUCGAUCGGGUGGGGAGGAAUGCCUCCACAAGGAUCUUUAAUGGUGUUCCAUCUGCAUUCGUUACCCUCACCCAAACUAAAGAGACAGUGUGAAGGACAUUUGGACGGUCUUAAGCACAUCAUCACUUCAAGUAUAGUUUAGGCCUUGAAGUGGAUUGUGGACACAUGCCAGGCUAAAAUGGGAUGUGAAAAUGAGUUUUUCACAUAAUACAAUCUCAGAGCUAAAGGAACAUUUCCUCUGAGUAAAAUCCUGUUUGCUGAAAAGGAAAACUCAAGCCAUACACAAGUUAUGUAUCAGAUUGGCUGUUGUUGCCAGAUGAUAUCUACAAUGCUCUGAGAUACAACUCUGCCUGAAUCAUCUUUGCUUUCCCAGUUAUACACUUGGAUUGAUUCCAUUAGCCUCAACCUAUAUUCAAGAGUUAAAAUUGAGGACGAAUCCCACGGUUGCCAGGAUAAAUUUAGCUCUUUAAAUUCUCAGCUAAGCAGGGGGUGUUAACACUACCCAGAAUGUGGAUGUGAAUUUGUCCUUUUCUCUUAUCGGUCCCUGUCCCUCCAGGACAGCCUGGGAAACACUGAUGAGUUCACUGUAAACCUGAAACCUGCGAUGAAUAAAGAGGCAGAGUUGUGGAAGCAGAAGCUUGCUUGGUUUCUGACAAAAAAGACGUUUUGUUGUAUGAUGGCAGUGUUUUUGCAUCUUUUAGCUCAUUUACUUCAAACGUAUCAUUUACUACUUAUAUGUAUGCCCUCUGUUGUAAUAUAUAGUAUAGUGUACGUGUAUAAAGUUGUGAGAAGCUACUAUGAGUGCUACUGGUUCUGGAAAUGAAAGUCCCAUAGAUUUGUUUUUCCCAUAUACAGCCGGAGCACUUGUACGGCUUGAACUCACAUGAAACUCUCCUAGAACAAUUUAUACAACAAAAGAUGAACAGCUGCAUUGGAAAAAAUCUAGUUCUUUGACUGUUGGUCAAAGGUACAAGUGUAUGUACAUAAAAACACAAUUUGGCAACUAUGGUGCUGUGUUUCGAAUGUUCUGCAGCUCUGUCUUACACCUCUGACUGGCCACUUUGACAUAUCACUGGCGACUGAGGCUCGGAGGUACUGUAAUAUAAUGAGCCAUCCAUCAUACCAAACUAAUGGGAAACCUAUAGAAUUGUUGCAUUACUCAGACUCGUAUGUUUUUAUGUUGAGUCACAUUGAAAAUAUUCAGAAAGUUUUUAAAAUGGAUAUUCAAAGUGAGAGGAAAAUGCUCGGCACCUUCACCCAGUUUGAAGUUUUAUUACAUGAUAAUUGUUUUUCUUUCUGUUCACCUCAGUUUGUCACAAUUAGACUUGCCAGUAAACCACUGCUGUGUUUUGUGAAGCAGCAUGUUCAUGUGCUGCUGUCAAGUUCAAGACACCACGCUCAGUGUGUAUUUGUAGUACAUGGGCUAAAACAUGCAGAAACAGCAGCAUCAUCCUGAUGAUAGGUCCUUCAACCUCCACACUUGGUUCUUAUGACCAUUCUGCCUACAUGGUGCAUUCAGGUGACUUUAAUUAAGGUGACGCUGAUGCAAAGCAGGUUUUAUCUGGAGAGUGAUGUAAUCAAUGGUACAAUACUGCAAGGGUUUCUGGGACUUUUGUCCCAGUGCCAGUCAGACUUGGAGUUCUCUGAUGCUUUUGAGCCAGUGGCUGAUUUAUUAAGAUUUGAUCAGAAAUAUGUCACUGCAUUUAUUGAGCACUGUACAUGUUGCACUAAAAAGCCUCCAGCAUGAGACUGAUGCCUUUUAAAUUCCCAGCUUUAGCCUGUGUAGUUCUGAAUACUAUUAAGAUGCGACCACAGGCAGAUCUUUCUUUCUUUCUCUGCAUUUUCUCUUUGUCUUGCCACAUUUUGGGAACAAGGUUUAGCCACCUUAACAUCUAGGCUGUGUAUUAGGGAGCAACAACAUAACUGAGAACUGUACUAUACCCACAGCUUCCACUUGCACUUCAUGCAUGCCCGACUUGCUGCCCUCAUUGCUUACACUCUGUCAGCUGGAAAAAGGGACGUUCAAAAAUAACUCAUUAUCUUGCCUACCUCUAAACCAUUGCUCACAUCCCCGCUCCCCGCUGAUCUGUGCAUGCCAUUCAGCACAUCAUUCAGCCACAUCUUUAAUUUCUGCCACUUUUUUGUUUUUACUGAACACUGUCGUGAUGGAACUGGGGUCCAAAAUUGGGACCCUUGCAAGUCUAGUCAGAGGUAAGUCUCAUUUCUUUUGUUGGUGCAGGCCCUGGUGUGUUUGUGUGAAUGAGGACAAUUUAUGACCGUGUCUUCAUAGUAGUGCUGUAUCAUUUCAUUUUUUGCACCAUUUGCUUUGUUAUUUUGAUAAUUGGAAGCAUUCACUGCACCAUACAGAUUUAGGUUUAUGCAAUGUAUUGGACUUACUUCUGUUAAAGACAAUACCAAGAUAAACACUUAAUCACUAUCAAAUAAAAGCACAAGCCAAUGCUGAGCACCGGCAUGAGCGCUUAAAAUGUACUUAUUAUCAUAAUUCCAGGUAAAAUGAAAAAAUGUAUUUGCAUUUAAGUAGGUUUGAGACCCAAGUGUCCACACUGCUGCAUAAACAGUAGUAUACACAUGGUAGUUAAACUAUUUUAUCUUGGUUUAGACCAGUAUUCUGAAAUGUCUAACAGAAGUCACUGGCAUUUAACAUUUAAGUAUUCACCUCCAGUGAAUCUACACUCCAGUUGUCUUCUUGAGAAGCCUCUGAUAAGAGUCGUACAGCAUUAGAAUGUCAGGCAGUCAUCUGACUCUGUAGAGAAACACUGAGUGGGAAUCUUCCUGCGGAAUCUCAGGUAUGGUCAGGAACGUCCCUUUGCUCGAAGCUCAUCCUGCAGUUACCCGCCUUCUAAAAGUCACUCUCAGACACAGCCUGAAUCUGAACUAAACAAUGUUAGCACAGGGCUGAAUAGUGUUGAUGUUUCAGGUUGAUGCUGGGUUGAAAACAUGUUUAAAAUACUGAUCACUGGCCCAUCUCAAGAGAUUUACAGGAUGUUAAGCUUUUUUGUAAGAUGAUACACAGCCCUCUUCAGCUUAGUCUUAAGAGAAAACUACUGUAAAAAUACAGUUGCAACAGCAAAAGAUUGUAGAUCUAACCCUCAAGGUAUUUCUUUUAUCUCUGAUGAUGCCUGGAGUCUGGCCCGAACAUCCUCAUUCAUAAAAAAAAAAACCUUGUGAAUGAUUUUCAAACACUUCUUUUGCUUUGCUUUAUUUUCCCUUGUCUUCAGUCACAUAUUUAAGAAAGCGAUAAUAAUGUUGGCAGGUGGCGGUAAUGAAUGUGAAUCACAGUGACUGCUCUCGUGGGCUAUGUUUUCCUCUAAGUAGAAAUAGACUCUGUUGGUGUUCUCCGUGCUGUGCUGUGGAAAUUAGACAACAGGAAGUUUAAAAAAAUUCUAUUUUCUGAUACAAACAUAGCUUAAACUUGACACUAUAUAGGUGUUGAUUGUAAAAUGAAUUAUGAACAUGAAGAUUUACCUCACUUACACAGCAUCCAGGUGAUUAAUUGAAUUCUGGCAUCCUUUUCUAAUCUUGCAGUUUAUAUCAUCUUUCCUUCUCAUGCUGGCACAGUAAAAAUCUUUCUAACUAUGACUGAAUGUAUCCCGUGCACGUGAGUUCAAUAAGCCAUCCAUCCAUCCAUCUAUCCAUUUUCCUCC
This is a messenger RNA of Monopterus albus (swamp eel), 6119 nucleotides long. RefSeq names its product coiled-coil domain-containing protein 186 (gene ccdc186). Gene Ontology annotation, biological process: vesicle cytoskeletal trafficking. Gene Ontology annotation, cellular component: trans-Golgi network. The transcript has 14 exons. Gene Ontology annotation, molecular function: small GTPase binding. The coding region runs from base 90 to 2417 and encodes 775 amino acids. The record is from RefSeq and is a predicted model, not a curated record. NCBI's taxonomy places the organism in Eukaryota, Metazoa, Chordata, Actinopteri, Synbranchiformes, Synbranchidae.